Messenger RNA from Closterium sp. NIES-67, 2729 nucleotides. Lineage: Eukaryota; Viridiplantae; Streptophyta; Zygnematophyceae; Desmidiales; Closteriaceae. The record is from the annotation of a GenBank genome assembly.
CCGCGAUCACUUCAUCCGAUGAUCAUUCAAGUUUGACGAUUCCGUUCCUCAACACCUCGCCUCUCGCCCCUGAGCAGCAUCGAUGGCGUCGAAUAAGGCGCAUAGUAGCAGAUCCCGCAGGCCCCGCCUGGUCGCCUUCAAUGCCGACGGCUCGCGUCUCGCCACGUGUAUGGCGGACAAUCGUCUCAAGGUGUGGGACGCUGUCGCCGGCAGGCUUCUCGUCGAGUGUGCUGACGUGGCGAAUCGUGUGUCAGCGGACGGACAAAUUCUGCCUCUCGGCGCAGACUCAGGGGAGGGGGCGCGCGGGCACCUGGAGCUGCGCUACUCGUGCAUGGCGUGGGCGGAGCGGGCGCGGGGUGAGGGGGAGGGGAAGGCGGGGAAGGAAGGCAAGAAGAGGAAGGGCAAGGGCGCGGCUGGCGCGCAGUCAGACCCGCUAGUGGUGCUGGGCACGGCGUACGGUGACGUCAUCGCGUGGGACGUGGCGAUGGGCGCCGUGGCGUGGCAGCAGCACGCGGUCGAGCCGGCCGGCGUCGUCUCGCUCGCCUUCCUCCCCGCCACCGCCGCCUCGCCGUCCAUCGUCUACGCGGCCGGCACGGACGGCUACGUCAGCGAGCUGAGCGCGGCGGACGGCGCGGUGCUGUCGCGGUUCCGCGGGUCCAAGUCGCCAGUGUCGACUAUAGCAGUGAGGGCGGGCGCGGACGAGGAAUCGCCGGCGCUGCUUAUGGUGGGCAGCUCGGAGCUGAAGCUUUACGACGCGGGCAGCAAGAAAAAGAUCCGCAAAUAUUCCGGGCACCCGGGAAAGGUUUCCUCGAUUGCGUUUUCGCCUGAUGCGAGCUUCGCUUUCACUGCCGCAGAAGGCGACAGACACGUGGCGGUGUGGGAUUGCUCAGAAGCUUCCAAGAAGCGCACGUCCUUCGCCGUGCUGCCGCUUCCCGAGCCUCCCGAAUUCGUAGUAUGCGCACAGGGCGGCGGCGACGAGGGUUCGGGGUUUCGGGUUUUGGCGCUGACAGCGGAGGGCGAGGCGUACGUAUGGGCGGGCGCGACAAUCCCUGAGCUGGCGCGCGCGCAGCCCGUGGUGGUGAAGGGGGAGCGCGUGGUGAAGGGCGCAGGGCAGGGGCAGGUGCGGCAGGGGAAGAAGGGGAGAGAGGCGAUACUGGCAGCGCACCUGCUUGGGGGGGUGUUGGGAUCGCCGAUGAUUGUAGCGCGCGGCAUACUAGCGAGGCCGCAGUUCGAGAACGUUAGCUUGGACGAGGCGCAGGAGACCGAUGAGGGCGAGCCACGUGUCAUUCUGUUGAGCGCGCCGGAGGCGACGGACUUGUUGCCGGCGGGGGGUACGGGGGUUAGGGCGGAAGUGGGGGAGGGGCACGGGGAGGUGGAGGAGCAGGAGGAAUGCGCAGGGCGGGGCAAGGCGGGCGGAAAAGGGGGGAAGAAGGGAAGAGGCGGGGAGGCGGAAGACAUAGGCGGGGUGCAGGUAGUGGGGGGCAUGCCCAUGCAGGCAACUGUGCUGCGGACGAGCCUCGCGGAGGGAGGGGGGGCCGAGGGGGAGAAGGAGCGGAAGAAGAAGAACAAGCGCAAGGCAGCAGAGGAGCAGGCAGCGGCGCUGGCACCAGCUGCAGGCACAGUCGCCAAGAGCGAGGGGAUGGAGGGCGUUAUAGCAGAAGGGGAGAGGACAAUAGAGGAGCAGCUGAAGGAGCUGGGCAUAUCCGCCAGCGGCCUCGUCAUCGCCCCUGCUGCCGCCAGAAAGCCCGAGUCGUCAGCGCUGGUGCUGUCAAAGAGCCCCAGCAGGGCGCGCGCAGAGACGCUGGAGGUGCUGGCGGCGCCCAGGGCGGAGUCGCUGUCGGUGGUGGUGCAGCAGGCGCUGGAGGCGGGCGACAUGCCUCUGCUGUGCCAGUGCUUCGAAGCCGCCAUGACUGUGCGGCGCCGCCAGCUCGUGCUGCCCACGGUGCGCCACCUGGCGCCGCACCUGGCGCUGAAGUUGGUGGAGGUGGUGGCGGGGCGCGUGCAGGAGCACCCGGCGGAGGCGCGCGCCAUGGUGCCGUGGAUGCAGGCCGCGCUCACCUGCCACGCCGGCAUGCUGGCGUCCGCGCCCGCGGCGCACCGCGCGCUGGCGGCGCUGUACCAGACGGUGGAGGCGAGGGUGGCGGCGCUGCGCCCCAUGCUGGAGCUGGCGGGGCGCCUGCAGCUGGUGGUGAUGGCGGUGAGGGAGACCAAGGGCGAGCAUGACACCGGCGGGGAGGGCGUCAGUGGGGGGCACGAGAGAGGGGGGGUGGGUGGUGGGGGUGUGCGGGCGGCGACGGUGUAUGAGGAGGGGGAUGACAGCGAUGUGGAGGUGGAGGAUGCCACGGGGAUGGGAGGGGAGGAAGAUGGGUACUUUGAGGGGGACGCAUGGGUGGAGGAGGAUGAGGAGGAGGACGAUGAGGAGGGGAGUGAGGAGGAGUAUGAGGAGGAGGAGGAGAGGUUUAUGGAGGACAGGGAGGAGGGGGAUCUGAUGGAGGAGGAUGAGGAGGGCGAGGGGGAGGAUGAGGAGUGACGGCUAGUUGGAGUGCACCCAUGGGAUGGAAUGCACUCAUACUGAUGGCGUUAGGGCUCCAUGGUAGGGCCUUUUAUGCGCUAGAGAGCUGCCCUCAUAAUAGAUGCUGCAGCCUUAUUGCUCAUGUGUCUGCCCCUCUUUUGCUGGUGAUUUGGAAUGUUCUCAGCUCUCUGCUGCCAUGCAAUUUUCCUGCGAAGAC